CCAAGUUCAAUCUCACUUGCGUCACUUUGAUGGAUUAGACAAUAAUAGAUACAACCUACCUUCCUUGCAGAGGUGUCAGGCUCUAUUCUGAGCCCACCCAGGUUUUCGUCCCACUGUGUGUUACGCAAAACAAUUCUGCUCUUGUGAUGGCACGACUUUCAUUUGGCAGCCGACGAUAUGGUUCCCCGGAGCUCAGUUAAGACAAUAUAGUCUGACCGGAGUGAGGCAAUAGGGCUCUCCAAUUUAAGAAGUACGGUGACCUAAUAGGAAAUCGCCGUUUAAAAAAAAAACCAUUUUAUCCGUACAAGAUUCAAUACACGCCCAUUCUUUGUCUCAUCCUUCGUCUUCAUUCGCGUCCAAUUUUGAAUUAUUCACACUUCGUUCACACACCCAUAUAACCAACUACACACCUAUCUUUCCUCAAAACUCCCAUGCUCCACCAAUCCACUUAACAACAAUUUCAAUGGAGUCGAUUACAAGACCAAGGAACACUACCCACCCCACGCAUAACAAGUUAAAAGAUCCCAUAACCACAGAACCAUCUACGAGCAGCAACAAACCACGUAAAGUCGCCGUUGUUUACUAUCUCUCCCGCAUCGGCAACCUCGAGCAUCCUCACUUGAUCCAAGUUCCUCUAUCCUCCCCAGACGGCCUCUAUCUCCGAGAUGUAAUCAAUCGCCUCAACUCUCUCCGUGGUAAAGGAAUGGCAGCAUCAUACUCGUGGUCUUCUAAACGGAGUUACAAAAACGGAUUCGUAUGGCACGAUUUAUCGGACAAUGAUUUUAUUUACCCUGCACACGGCCAGGACUACGUUCUGAAAGGAUCGGAAAAAUCAUCGUCCCCGGACUCCGCCCAAGUUGAUUUUCCGGCCGUUAAACAUAGAAGGAAUCAAUCAUGUAGUGCAACCGAAUACAAUGUCUACACUGGAUUGUGUUCCGCCGGAACCGCUGUCGCAACUCAAACCGACGAGAAACGACGUCGUCGUAGAGCGGUAAUCAACGAAGAAGUUGAAAACGAAAGUUCAGAGCUGAGUAGAGAAGAGAUGUCACCACCACCGUCCGAUGAUUCAAGCCCCGAAACUUUAGAGUCGGUGAUGAAAGCUGACGGUUUGAUAAUCCUAACGGAAAAUCGGAAACUGAAAACUGAUCCGACGGUUGGUAAUAAAGGUAAGGCGAAUGUGCUGAUGCAGCUGAUCACGUGCGGGUCGAUAUCGGCACGUGACGGUGGGCCGGGGGGUAACCCGGGUUUUUCGCUGAUUAAGCACUAUAAGUCAAGGUUGGUGCCACGUGGAGGGGGUGUGAGGGAUGAAAACGCUGUCGUUUUGAGUAAAAAACAGGUGGUGACGGAGGAUAAAGAAUAUUUUAGUGGGAGUUUAGUAGAGACAAAGAAGGAGAAAUUUGCAGCUAUUAAACGGUCUAAUUCGUACACAGGAAAUAGAUAAAUAUGAUAUUUGGCUUUUAGUUUUGACUUCUUUUUUAUGGAGUACGAUCAUCAUUCAGGCUUUUAAUUUUUAUUUUUUAAUGUAGCGUUCGUUUCAUGGAAUGGAAUGGAAUGGAAUUAGGAAGUU
Messenger RNA from Helianthus annuus (common sunflower), 1567 nucleotides. RefSeq names its product protein UPSTREAM OF FLC. The transcript has 3 exons. Lineage: Eukaryota; Viridiplantae; Streptophyta; Magnoliopsida; Asterales; Asteraceae. The coding region runs from base 464 to 1441 and encodes 325 amino acids. The record is from RefSeq and is a predicted model, not a curated record.